This is a messenger RNA of Cajanus cajan (pigeon pea), 1577 nucleotides long. Its product is annotated as spermidine synthase 2. Lineage: Eukaryota; Viridiplantae; Streptophyta; Magnoliopsida; Fabales; Fabaceae. The record is from RefSeq and is a predicted model, not a curated record. Gene Ontology annotation, cellular component: cytosol. Gene Ontology annotation, molecular function: spermidine synthase activity. Gene Ontology annotation, biological process: spermidine biosynthetic process.
ACUUGACAGGAAGCAACACGUAACAUGCAUAUCCUAAGGCCGUGUUUGGCAAGCACUUCACCUUCCUUCAAUGCUCCGAUCCCAAACCAAAGCGCACGUCAAACGCAUCCCUUAAAAGCAGAUUCCUUUCUAUAUUCCCACGUGGCCCACACCCUUUUCCCUUUAUGCUAUUCCAUCUCCCCAAUAAUAUCUCACGAAGCUGGGAAGAGCCAAACAGAGUGUUACUUGAGAGAUUGUUCUCACCGAGGGAGAGAGGUUAGGCCAUGGCUGACGAUAGCGUUGUUGAGUCCCCAGUGAAGAGGCAAAGAGAUGAUGAAGAAAAUGGGGUCUCUGUUUCCAUGGAUGUGGAGGGUGGCAAAGACCCUCUUGUUAAUGGUUUAUCAUCUGUGAUUCCUGGCUGGUUCUCUGAAAUCAGUUCAAUGUGGCCUGGAGAGGCUCACUCCUUGAAGGUGGAAAAGAUUUUGUUUCAAGGAAAGUCUGAUUACCAGAAUAUCAUGGUCUUCCAGUCAUCAACAUAUGGCAAGGUUCUUGUUUUGGAUGGAGUAAUUCAGCUAACAGAAAGGGAUGAAUGUGCCUACCAAGAAAUGAUCACUCAUCUUCCUCUUUGCUCUAUUCCAAACCCCAAAAAGGUUUUGGUUAUCGGAGGAGGUGAUGGAGGGGUCCUACGAGAAGUAGCACGCCAUUCUUCAGUUGAAAAGAUAGACAUUUGUGAAAUUGACAAUAUGGUUGUUGAUGUCUCCAAACAAUAUUUCCCUGAUGUAGCUGUAGGGUAUGAGGAUCCUCGUGUGACACUUCAUAUCGGUGAUGGAGUUGCAUUUCUGAAGGCAGUUCCAGAAGGAACUUAUGAUGCUGUUAUAGUGGAUUCAUCCGACCCUAUUGGUCCUGCUCAGGAGCUUUUUGAAAAGCCCUUCUUUCAAUCGGUUGCAAAGGCUCUUCGUCCAGGAGGAGUGGUUUGUACUCAGGCAGAAAGCAUAUGGCUUCAUAUGGAUAUAAUUGAGGACAUUGUGGCCAAUUGUCGCCAUAUUUUUAAAGGCUCUGUCAACUAUGCUUGGACUACUGUUCCUACAUACCCAAGUGGGAUGAUUGGUUUUAUGCUUUGCUCAACCGAGGGACCAGCUGUUGAUUUCAAGCAUCCAGUGAAUCCCAUAGAUGAAAAUGAGUGUCAGAAGUCAGUAAGACCACUGAAAUUUUACAACUCUGAGAUUCAUACAGCAGCUUUCUGUUUGCCAUCAUUUGCAAAGAGGAAGAUUGGUUCUAAAGCUAAUUAAGAUUUUCAAAAGCAUGAAGGAGCUCAUGUGGCUGUUGUAGAAGUCCAUUAUUCAUAUUUUCUGCAUUGGUCCAUCUAUCAAUGAACCUUGGAAUAAGUCAGAUAUUAAAUUUGGCAUUGAAGAGUAACAUUUAUUUCUGGAAAUGAGUUUUAGGUGAUAAUGACAUAGUUGAUGGAUUCAGUUGUCAGCAACUUUCCCCAAAAAACAAUUGACAAUGUGGAACCUUGCUUAGCUCUGUUAAGAAAAAUUUUGUUUAAUGCAAGUUAUUGCAUCUUAUCAGUUUUGAAAUUUACAUGCAUUAUUAUGAUC